Molecule: messenger RNA, 2627 nt
Organism: Planococcus citri (citrus mealybug)
Lineage: Eukaryota; Metazoa; Arthropoda; Insecta; Hemiptera; Pseudococcidae
Exons: 4
Coding region: 1133-2413 (426 amino acids)
Source: RefSeq, a predicted model, not a curated record
CGACAUCGCGCGCAACAUCGCAUGUGCUCUCGGAAGGGAAUCCUUCCCUAAACACAUUUGUUGCUUUUCUUUAGUAUUAGUAUACGAUAGUUGCAUUUGUGAUAUAUGCGUACGUUUACUAUAGUUGUGUUUAAUGUGUUUUCGUUGUUGCUAAGUGUUAAUAUUUUGGUCAAGGGUUCAGCGUCAUGGAACGUGAUUUUUUUGGUCCAGAUGAAUUACCAGAAUCGGCGUUAAAUGAUUCCUCAACUCGUCAAAUAAAGAAACUGGAUGGAACUUCUCGUAGUGUAGCGGAUACGGCUCAGAUUAUUGAUUUGGAAGAUAGAAGUACAUAUGUCCAUGCCCAACAAAUUCCAAGUUUAGAAGACAUGGCUACUCUUGUGGCAACUUUAGAAACGUUGAAUAAUCAUUAUUGCCACUCUCAGAGCAAACCCCUAUUUUACGAUUUUCCAAGAAAUACGAACCCAGAAAUCGAUAAUUUAAUGGUACCGAACCGCAUCAAGGAAAAAAUGAAAGCACUUUGCGCUAAGAUGGAAAAAGAAGAGUAUUUUCUUAAAUGUGCUGAUAUCGAGGGGAAGCACAGGCCUAAUAUCCUGCGAUUGCGCAGUUUAUACGAUAAUGAUUCCGAUUUUCAUCUCUAUGGACUGGUUUGGGACGUGAAUGGUCACAUUGACCACAAAAAAACUAUAGAGAAAGCUUUAUCGCGUUCAAGCCAUUUGAAUGAUGGCGAUCUCAUAUUCGAAAUAAUAACCGCAUACUGUUUAGAGAAUCAUAUAAUGGAUUUUCCUCUGGAUUCUUUGAGUGAAGAGUUCACCAGAACUGUGAAAACGAGAAGCUUCGAACAUGAACUAGCAGAUUACUGGAUAAAAUAAAUAAAUAUCAUUGGUCUGCGUACGAAUACUUCUGGGAUUUUUUCAAUGAAAACGAUCAAGUGGAAGUGACCAGGAAUUUAAUUCGAAAAGGAGAAUUCGAGCUAGCGAAGGCGACUUGGGAUCGUAUCAAGUUGACCAUCGCAUGUGAGAAAUACGAACUUCUAUUUGAACAAAUCUGGAAGAAUCGAAAAUCAGAUGAAGAUGGAUAUGUGCAAUUUUUAAUUUAUUCGUGGAAGACCGCACCUCCGAACUUAAUCGAGUACAUGAUCGAGGUGAAAAAUUGUCAAAUUACGGACACGUUUUUGCAAGGAAAACCAAUGCUUGAAGAUUCCAGCAGGUGUAAAUUUCUGCAAGCUGUUUUAUCUCGAACGACGCCCGAAUUCAAACAGAAAUUUUUAUUACAAGCUGGACCAUGUUUAGCAUUGAAUCAUCCGGAAGUGCUCAUUUCAUUGACUAAUCAUUGUUUGAACGAUACUGACCGUGUAGCAGUCAAGGAAAGUUUACUUAUUGAAGCAAUGGAGUCGAGUCCACCAGCUGGAAUUAUGCACCGUUUUCGAGAUUUAUUUUUGUACUCGAGUCAUGAAGAAUUUAACAAAUUCCUCGAAUUAUUCACUUUGAAACCAACUUUACAGACACGGUUCAAGGAAUGUUUGUUACGAUCUGAAUUAAUAAUCACCAGAGUACUGUGGAGAACUGAUGAUUGGGAAAAAUUGUCCCAAUUUAUAGACGAGUUGUAUCCGAAUCGAGAAGUAGCUCGAUAUGAAAAGAGGAAUGUUGUUUUUACUUUUUUGCGGACUCACUGCACUUACCGCGAUUGUUAUCGACCAAAUGGUGAUGAAAAGUUUACCGAAAUCGAUAAUUUCUUAACUCAAGUUCUUACCCCUCGAGAAGUAAUCAUUGCCAAAGAAAAUAUAGCUAAUAGUUUUCUAGAAAUAUGUCAAUCUGGUUGGGUCAGAUCUUUGAAAAGAAUGAAUGUACUGAGAUUUGUUACGUGGUGUUAUUGCGGUGAUGAAAAAAAGAUAAAGCGAUUCAGACGUUUGCUUCCAAUUGAUAAAUUAUUUCAUGAUCUUUUGAGUGAAAUAGUUGAACGUUACGUUAAUGGCAGAGAUUCAAAGUUAUCGUUUUCUUCGUUAGACGAACUCUUACGUUGGAAAUUUUCAUCAAAAAGAAGGGAAAUGAAAAAAUUCAAAUCGCAUAAAAUAAAUGGAAUCAUGAAAAGUAAGGCAGAAAAAGACUAUUUGUGGAAAACGAACAUAUAUCCGCCUGUCGUGAAGAAGGUUAUAAAAUGGUUUUUCCAUGACGAUAGGCGUCAGAUUAGAGAAUUUGAGCAACGUUACUCAAAAACAGAUAUGAUGAAGAUUAUUCACUGGUUGCGUUUUGGAGAAGAGUCCGACGGCUGCGGAGAGUACUAUGGCCAUACCAGUUUAGAAUCAGAGGGUGGAAGGAUCCAACGCUCUUUUGUUAGAACCUACGAUGAGUCGUAUCGUGAAUGGUACUUGAAGGACUAUGAUAUUGAUGUGUUUCAUGAAUUUGACAAUCAAUGAGAGUCUCACUAGUACGACUGAUUCUUAUCAAUUUAUGGAAUUUGUAUCACCCAACCCCUUCCUAAUUUGUCCACCUUUUCAAAUACAAUGUGAUAUUAUUUUAAUACGCGUGUGUGGGUCGAAAUAUUCACAUCUCGUCUAGUUGUUUAUUUGUCAAAUUGCAUAAUAAUUUUACAAUUUUUUUUUUUUAAAUCCAAUAUAAUCUUUUAGGUAC